CGUUAAGUAAUUAACAAACGAUACUUUGAAAUGCACGAAUAUCGCACACAAGCUCAUCGGUACACCGGUUGCUGCUCUGUUCUCUUAAUUACGUGGUACUUCAGAAUUGUUUGCCGUUAGAGCAACACAAUUGGUUUGCUAUACUCACGUUGCACGCAAAUGUAAGAUGGAUAAUACUGAUAGAUAUUUAAAAAAGACCUCUAAAGUAGAGCAGGAGGCAAUGUUCAAGAACAGCAAGCUGCAAAAUAUUGAAAAAAUGCAAUGGCUGAAAGCUACAUCCUAUUCGUCAGAUUUAGAGAAAAGAAAAAAUAUUUCUAAGAAAAUACAUGUUGAUACAACUAAGACAGUGGAUGCGGUUUUAUUAAAAGACAAUAUCAAAGCUGAAGAAUCUGAUGAAAAUUUAUCCAAUGAUUUAGUACCAAAAAGUAAUGAGAACACACAGAAAGAAGAUAUAGAUAUAAUUACUCUGAUUUCAAAUACAAACAAGCUAAUCGAUCAAAAGAAGAAGGAAGACGAGAUAUUAAGUAUUGUAGAAAGUCUUGUAUCGGCACAGGUGGAAGCUGAAUUUUCUGCAGACAAGAAUCAGACAGAUCCAGCGGAUAUGUCGCAAAACAAUGAAACUGUUACAGAGCCUCAAACAGCUGAUCAAGAAGUGACUUCAAUCAAACAAUCUGAUGGCAAUAACAACUCCACAUCUGUAACAGUGUUGCCAAGAAAAGAUAAUGAACAGCAAGCACCUUGCAAAAUAAAUGAUGAUGCAGAAGAUACAAAACCAUCAAUGGAAGCAAAAAACAAAGAUGUACAAAAACAAUUGGGUAGUGUGUCAAAAAUGAAAAACAAAAGUAACACAUCGUUAUCUAAAAUUGGCGAAAAGUCUUCUACUCCUAGUACCAGUUUUAGAAAGACAAUUUUCAACACAUCGAAAUCGCCGCCUGAUCGAUUCAAAACUGUAAAGAGUCACGAUUGCGUGAAGAAACAAGAAUCUCUAAAAUACGAAACAAAGAACACUACUCCAAAAUCAAGCACAGAAAAGAAAAACUGUGAGACAGAAUCGAGUAAAACGGCCGAUGCUCAAAGCAAAAAUAUGGAUAAAGCAGUGCCGAAACAGCAGCAACAUGUGGUUUCAAAACAAUUUAUGUCCAAGUUGAAAGGACAAGAAUCUCACAGAAAAAAUGCACCCACUGUCAAGCAAGCUGUUGAUAAGAAUAAACAAGAGGCAACAACGCCGUUUAAAAAAGAAGAAGAAGCGACUCAAUCAAAAAUCGCCGAUUUGCCUUCAAGUGGAUCUGAGACGAAAGAGGGAAAAACAGUCGGUGAGAAAACGUAUCAAAACAACAGAAAAGCCACUGGUGGCGGUAACAUGAGAAGAGGCACCACGUUUGUUUCGUACAAAAACUCGUAUUUAAGAGUUUCGCAAGGUAAAGAUAUGCCGAGAAAUACCGAUGAAACUGCCGCCACGUACAGAAGAAGCAGUUUGCCGUACACGCCUAACAAUCCGAGAGUUGACAGAUUUAACAGCGGAAACGCUCAACGCAGAGCUAUUGUAAAAAAAGAAUACACCAACGAAUCUUACAAAUCAAAUUCAAGAAUCGAAGAUCGUAGCGCGAACAAUGUAGAAAGUUGCAAGAAACAGCAAAAUGAGGCGUGCGAUCAAUCGAAUCGGAUCAAAUUGGAAUCAAAAAAUUCAGAAUCAUCAAAUGAACAUCGAGUAGAUGCGUCUAAUGUGGAACCUGCGAAAGUCAAGACAGACUUGAAAGAACACGACAGUAUUAACAACGAGAAUACAAAACAAGUAACAGCAUCAGAACAGCGUGAAAAAGUGGUUGAUAAAUCCGAAGUGGUCGAUAAAACUCAGCAAGAUGUAAAUAACGAGAUGAAAAAUAAGGAAACAAAUUCGCCUAGAAAAGCGCAAGUAAACAAGGAAAUCAAAAGUGAAGAAACAAAUUCGCUCAAACAGUCGGUUAACUCGCAUCCCAAUAAGUUCGCUGUAGAAUCGCAAGGCGGUGUGCGGAACGAACAGCCUAUAUCAAAAGUAGGAAACGCGGAAUACGUGAAGGAUGCGAGCCAAUUUGUUGGUAAACCUACGUGGAACGGCCAGACGUACGACAAUACAAUUCAGAGGACCAUAGCGAUGAACGUGCAACAGUCGGUUCAGAACAUGCAGUACAGUUUGCAGCAAGAAAGAAAUCAAAUGAGAUCGUUGUAUCAACCGUCACCGUGGGACUCAAGCUGCGACAAGGUUCAACAGUUUCCCAACAACAACGUGCGAUAUUCGCAACUGCCCAAUACUGCUUUCGACACGACGCAGUACGAAUACAACGGCAUGCAGGCGGCGUUGUGCGACGACGGUGCCGUCAACGCGCAAUCCAUGCUGAUGCCUAUGAUGGGCGUGAAUGUGGAACAAGAUCCAAACAUGAUGUACAGAUACGAACCGAGCUUGCAGCAACGACCUGUCACGGCGAGUUCGAAUUUUUCCGGACUUCAAAUGGACGAAGCCAGCAGAUGGAGCCCUUCGGUGCACAACAGGCAUCUGUACGUUCAAGUCGAUCAGUCGUACAACUCAGUCCCUGCUCAACAUACGUACAAUUCAACGUCCAGUGAACAGUCGUACAAUUCAACACCCGAACAUUCGAUGCAUGUUUACAACACCGACUUCAACGGGAUGUACACCACGCAGGCGACGAAUUGCAUGCCGCACUCGAUGAUUUACACGCCUACUCCGUGUAUGCAACCGUGGAAUCCGCAGUUGCAGUAUUCGAUACCCGUUUUCUACGCCUCCCCGUGCGCGAAUUACGCCAUGGUACCCGCGACUGUUAAUCAGUUGAGUAACUUCGACAAUAUCGGACCCGCGCACGAUCAAUUCAAAUACGUUCCUUACUCGCGUACAAAUAAUUACGCCAAAAACGCGCACGACGACGUGAACAAUUGCGCUGUGCAAAUGAGAAACAACACUGCCGACAAGUCCAAUCAGUAUUAUAAACAGUGUCAUGACAAUUGUCGAUUUGUUUAUGACACUCCGCCACCGAUGUCGCAUUCCAGAUCGCAAGAUACGAAUUGCACGUCCGCAACAUUAGGCGCGACGCACCAAUGCAACGCGUAUCGUUCGACGAAUCAGAGAUAUCACAGGCAGAACACGACCAAUUUGAGGAAGCAGAUGCAGGAUCUCGGCUGCGACGACAAGGACUCCGAGGACAUCCCGCCGAUUAUUUCGCCGAAAGAGUUCGUGACGAGAAGCGAGUUCGCGCCACGAACGUAUAACCAGGAUCAGUUCAGGAACGUGGGAUGUCACACGCCGCAGCUGCAAAAGUACAACGGCGGCGGUUUGCGCAGAAACGCAUCUCUCCACAAUUUUUCGAGAGAAUACACAUCAUCCGUCAGUAUUGGCCGCGGUAGGAACAAGAGAGUAUAAGGUAUAAAAAAAAAAAAUAAUAAUAAUGCGAGGUUUAUGUUAAAAGAAAAAACAAAAAAAACCGUAGGUUACGCUGUGAUAUAAAUUUUGGAUAUAUAUAUAUUAUAUAUAUAUAUGUAUAUGUAUUUGUGUGUGUACGU
Molecule: messenger RNA, 3549 nt
Organism: Pseudomyrmex gracilis
Lineage: Eukaryota; Metazoa; Arthropoda; Insecta; Hymenoptera; Formicidae
Exons: 5
Coding region: 167-3409 (1080 amino acids)
Source: RefSeq, a predicted model, not a curated record